AUGCCGAAGCUCACAACACUUCCGGUCGACGAUCCCCAACCUCAGACCCGAGCAGUUCGGAACGACCGAGAAACUCCGACGCUCACGACAGGGAACAAUUUCCCUCCAUGGAUCCGAGCGGUACAGGGCAACCAAGAGCUUCUGCUCCACGAGUAUCAGCUUGCAACGGAGAACAGUUUCCUCCACCCCCUCCAGGACCAUUCGGAACCGGAGAAAGAACGCCACCAAGACCAUUUGGAUCUAGGCCGCAGGCACCGCCACGGGCCGAACACUAUGGUGGACACACUUACACACCUCCAUUUUCGUCAUCAACCGCUCCCAAAUGAUACUUACAAAAUAGAAGACCGCCGAGACAAACUCAUGAAGAGCACGCUUUCGAGCAACCAGCUCAAACAAACCAUACUUACUUCGGUAACGAUCCAGCCUUUCGGCAAUAUGCAGAACGAAACGAUGCUGAGCUCAGACGCAUGA
Messenger RNA from Microthlaspi erraticum, 471 nucleotides. The record is from the annotation of a GenBank genome assembly. NCBI's taxonomy places the organism in Eukaryota, Viridiplantae, Streptophyta, Magnoliopsida, Brassicales, Brassicaceae.